Molecule: messenger RNA, 945 nt
Organism: Adineta ricciae
Lineage: Eukaryota; Metazoa; Rotifera; Eurotatoria; Adinetida; Adinetidae
Source: the annotation of a GenBank genome assembly
AUGGUUCUUUAUUAUGGCUUGUUGGCUCUUGAGACAGCUAACAAUACGAUUGCCGCAAAUGCAACUGCUACAUCAACAACAACCAUCCCACGAACGUCUUCAUCUGAUCGAACGAAGCUAUCACGGAAGCAGAAAUACUUAUCAAAUUCUGUCGGUAAAAUGCCUUCAUCUUCACUAUCAACAUCGAAUUCAUGGAUUUAUACGGAAGAUUUAAGAAAACGUUUCGAAGAACGUUACAUUGACUGUCGUUACGUUUUCGUGCCUGUAUAUAUUGACUCCAAAUCUUCUCGUCGUAAUCGUAGUACGAAUAUUAUUACAUCACAAAAAGUCGAUAAUGAACAUUCUUGGAUGUAUUCGAGAUCACUUCGCGAUCAUUUGUUUUAUUCCACAUCGAAAAUCUCUCUUCCGUUAACAACGAAUAUAUCUUCAUCAGCAUGUUGCGUAACGAAUCAUGGAUUUAUGCGCGAUGAACAUCCGAUAAAGAAAACAUUGAAAUCGAGAUUAUUUAAACGUUCGUCGUCAACCAAAGAAAACUCGACAAGGAAUCUAUCAUCAUCGUUUCGAUCGUUUACGUCAUCGACAUCAUCAUUUCCUCUGGCGACUAAUCAUCUUGGAAAACAUCGAACAAAUGUAGUCGUUGAAGAAGAAGAUGACGAAGGUGUUGACGAUGAAAAUCAUUCAGCUCCACUCAUUAAACACGAUUCAACAAUUCCAUCGUUAUUAUCAACAUCACAUUCAGUUAGUGUAUCAUUAGCGGAAAAUAAUUCUCUGAUUAAACCGUCGCCGACGAGUGACUUGACUUUGCUAACAACGAAUAAACAAACGAUGCCACGGAAAAACCGUUUGACACGUUUGCGAUCGUUUUUCUUCAAAUCGUCUUCACAUUCUCAACAACAUAACACGCUGUCAACUUCGUCGUUGUCUAAUCGAAUCCUGACGACAUGA